AAUAAGUCGUAUUUAUCAACUACGCCUGUGCAUUCACAAUUUCACCCGAUCCAUCCACCCCAAAGCCUAUACACACAAUAUACAUACACAUAAUUAUCUCCGUCUCUCCAUAACCAGAUCCACCACUUUUAUCUCUGUUGAGAGUUUUGUGAUUCGUUAACAUGGGUGGUGGUUUUAGAGUGCUGCAUUUGGUUAGGCCAUUUCUGUCCUUCUUGCCAGAGGUGCAGAGUGCUGACAGGAAAGUUCCUUUCAGAGAGAAGGUUAUCUAUACUGUGAUCUCCCUUUUCAUCUUUCUGGUGUGCAGUCAACUCCCGUUGUAUGGAAUUCAUUCGACCACUGGAGCAGACCCCUUCUACUGGAUGCGUGUUAUUCUGGCCUCAAAUCGUGGUACAGUCAUGGAGCUGGGGAUCACACCAAUUGUCACUUCGGGACUUGUGAUGCAGCUAUUGGCUGGGUCUAAGAUUAUUGAAGUGGAUAACAAUGUUCGCGAAGAUCGGGCACUCUUAAAUGGCGCUCAGAAGCUGCUUGGCAUCCUGAUUGCUGUUGGUGAGGCUGUUGCAUAUGUUCUUUCCGGAAUGUAUGGGAGUGUCGGUCAGCUUGGUGUUGGUAAUGCUAUUCUUAUUAUCGUUCAGCUGUGCUUUGCUGGUAUCAUUGUGAUAUGCUUAGACGAGCUGCUUCAGAAGGGAUAUGGUCUUGGAUCUGGAAUAUCUUUGUUCAUAGCUACCAAUAUCUGUGAAAGUAUUAUCUGGAAAGCAUUUAGCCCUACAACUAUCAACAGCGGGCGUGGUGCUGAAUUUGAAGGUGCAGUCAUCGCUUUGUUCCAUUUGCUAAUAACAAGGACGGACAAAGUUCGAGCUCUUCGGGAAGCUUUUUAUCGGCAGAAUCUGCCGAAUGUGACAAAUCUUCUUGCCACUGUUUUGAUCUUCCUCAUUGUGAUCUACUUCCAAGGCUUCCGUGUGGUUUUGCCUGUCAGAUCAAAGAAUGCUCGUGGACAACAAGGAUCCUACCCCAUUAAGCUAUUCUACACUUCUAACAUGCCAAUUAUUCUUCAAUCUGCACUUGUGUCCAACCUUUAUUUCAUCUCACAGUUGCUGUACAGGAAGUAUAGUGGCAAUUUCUUGGUCAAUUUAUUGGGCAAGUGGCAAGAAUCUGAAUAUUCAGGUCAAUCUGUCCCAGUUGGCGGUCUUGCUUAUUAUGUGACUGCACCAUCAAGCUUAGCGGAUAUGGCAGCCAAUCCUUUCCAUGCUCUUUUCUAUAUUGUGUUCAUGCUGUCAGCAUGCGCACUUUUCUCCAAAACAUGGAUUGAGGUUUCAGGAUCUUCUGCAAGAGAUGUUGCUAAGCAGCUAAAGGAGCAACAAAUGGUGAUGCCUGGCCAUCGUGAUUCAAAUCUGCAAAAGGAGCUCAACCGCUACAUUCCCACUGCAGCUGCCUUUGGAGGUAUCUGUAUUGGUGCAUUGACUGUCCUGGCCGACUUCAUGGGAGCUAUUGGCUCUGGAACUGGGAUUUUGCUUGCAGUUACAAUUAUAUAUCAGUACUUCGAGACAUUUGAGAAGGAGAAAGCCAGUGAACUAGGUUUGUUUGGCUUUUAAGUGUCUAGUUGAUGGUUUUGAUAUUAGUUGGCCCAGGUAGGGUCUAGGUUACUUUCUGUUGAGCUGAGAGGUUGACUGUUUUGGUACACAUGUUGUAACAUUCUGCGGAUCAACAAUCGAAAAUGUGGCAUUGUCAAAUCCUUGGACAGCACUGACAAUUCUAGCUGUAAUACUUUUCUUAAAAAUUUUAAAUGUUAGGAGAAACAUACAGAUUCAGUAAAGAGAUUUGUUUUAAUUA
Molecule: messenger RNA, 1827 nt
Organism: Daucus carota subsp. sativus
Lineage: Eukaryota; Viridiplantae; Streptophyta; Magnoliopsida; Apiales; Apiaceae
Exons: 7
Coding region: 162-1589 (475 amino acids)
Biological process (GO): post-translational protein targeting to membrane, translocation; SRP-dependent cotranslational protein targeting to membrane, translocation
Cellular component (GO): membrane; Sec61 translocon complex
Molecular function (GO): signal sequence receptor activity; transmembrane protein transporter activity; ribosome binding
Source: RefSeq, a predicted model, not a curated record